UCCCUUAGACGAAACCCUGAAGAGAGUGGGUUUGUGUGCUGAGGGUUUGUGACGAAGGAACACAAGAUGAGUGGGAAAGUGAGUGGAAAGGUGAAAUGGUUCAACGAUCAGAAGGGGUUUGGGUUCAUAACCCCUGAUGAUGGUUCCGAGGAUCUUUUCGUUCAUCAAUCUCAGAUCAAAUCUGACGGUUUCCGAAGCCUUGCUGAGGGAGAAUCCGUUGAGUUUGCCAUCGAAUCUGACUCUGACGGACGCGCUAAGGCUGUUGAUGUCACCGGUCCUGAUGGUGCCAGUGUCCAGGGAACCCGUCGCGGCGGUGAUGGUGGCCGUGGAUAUGGCGGUGGACGUGGUGGUGGAGGAGGCGGUGGCUAUGGCGGUGGUGGAUAUGGUGGAGGCGGUGGUGGCUAUGGCGGUGGUGGACGAGGUGGAGGCGGUGGCGGUGGUGCAUGCUACAACUGUGGUGAAUCCGGUCACCUUGCUAGGGAUUGCUUCCAAGGAGGCGGUGGAGACAGGUAUGGCGGAGGAGGUGGCGGCGGUGGAAGGUAUGGCGGAGGAGGCGGUGGCGGUGGAAGGUAUGGCGGAGGAGGUGGAGGAGGCGGUGGCGGUGGAAGCUGCUACAACUGUGGAGAGUCAGGGCACUUUGCCAGAGAAUGCCCAACUAAUGCUCGUUGAAGUUUGUUUUAGGGUUUUAUGUUUAUGAUUUGCUUUUAAGGUUUUACUUGAAGAUGUUUAGGAUUUCAGUGGCGCAUGUGUUAUGAAUUUUCAUUAGUAGAAUAGGUGUGUGGGAUUUUGUUUCUCUUUUGGCAAUCAGAUGUUCAUGCGGUCUUAUUACAAAUCUGCAAGCAAGAUCAGAUCUGGCUGGAUUUAUAUUUUGUUAUGGACUUAAAUUUUGUUGUGUUGCAUGGUGAAUUAUUGCUGGUUUAAUAUGAUUCUUUGAGAGUCUUGUUAUGAAGAUUGAAUAUUAUAAUCAGGCGAUAUAUGUUUGCAUGAA
This is a messenger RNA of Vigna radiata var. radiata (mung bean), 988 nucleotides long. RefSeq names its product cold shock protein 2. The transcript has a single exon. Lineage: Eukaryota; Viridiplantae; Streptophyta; Magnoliopsida; Fabales; Fabaceae. The record is from RefSeq and is a predicted model, not a curated record. Gene Ontology annotation, molecular function: zinc ion binding; nucleic acid binding. The coding region runs from base 67 to 669 and encodes 200 amino acids.